AGCCUCCAAGGGAAGACCGUGGUCAUCACAGGGGGAAACACUGGGAUUGGGAAGAUGACGGCCCUGGAUCUGGCCCGGAGAAGAGCUCGCGUCAUCCUGGCCUGUCGCAGCAGAGCGAGAGGAGAAGCGGCUGUCUAUGACAUCAGGCGGGUGCGGGCUCUGCGCUCCUAUUGCCUCACUCAGAUGGAUGCAGUCUGAGCCCCAGAGAUGAGCAGUCCCUGCUGUAUGGCAGGCCUCCACCGUCACGGGACGCUGCUGAACUUUGAGGGUCCACCAAGGCUUAGGAUGGAGCAUACCCAGGGAGGUGCAGAGGGCAGUGGUACCAGCUUGGGGAAGGUUUAGGAACCCUGGCAGAUAAGCAAUAAAAGAGUUCCCUUAUUCCCAGGAGAGGAAGCAGCAUUUAAGGGCUCUGCUACUCCCCAGUGAGGCGAGGGGCGUAGAUGCCAGCACUGGGUGGGGAGUGGAGGGCUGCAGAGGUACUUGCCUACAGAGAAUGCUGGCAAGGGGGUUGUGCACAUUCAUGGGCACGGUGGGCCCCAUUUCUAUAUACAGGGAGCUAACCAAGAUGACAGCAUCCCCCAGGCUGGAUUCUCUGAUUGCCCCAGGGAUGCCUGAAUUCCCCGUUUACCUGCCCAACUGCCAAAUUAAACACCCGGUGAGGCCUUUCUCCAUCCUGCUCGGGUGUCUCAAUGUGGGCUGGCUGGCUGCAUGGUGUCAAACGGUAACCACUGCGGAGCCUGCAAAAAAAACAUGCACGCAGGCUCUGGGGCUGGGUGCUCUGAAGGGCAAGCAGCUCCCUCUGCUAGUUCCUGUUUGCAGUUUGCCCCGUGCUUCAAGGUGGAAACGGGACAUCACCUUCCGCGUCGCUGUCACUGGUCUGGAGCCUAACGCCCCAUGCACCACUGUGGCCUGCAAUGAGUGCCUCCCCCUCUUUCUCCAGGAGAGCGGGAACAAUGAGGUUCUCUUCAUGAGUCUGGACCUGGCCAGCCUGGACUCAGUGCGAGCAUUUGCAGAGACUUUCCUGAGAUCUGAGCCUCGUCUCGACAUCCUGAUCAACAACGCAGGGGUUGGAGCAGGUGGCAGGAAGAAGGAUGGCUUUAACCUGGUCUUUCAGGUCAACCACCUUGGUCACUUCCUUCUGACUCACCUCCUCCUAGAGCGGCUGAAGCUCAGUGCACCGAGCCGCGUGGUGAUUGUGGCCUCCAAUGCACAUCGAUCGGGGAAGAUAGACUUUGAGACCCUCCAAAAGCCAGUGGAAGGGAUACUGCAGAACUUCCAGGCUUACUGCACCAGCAAACUGGCCAACAUCUUGUAUGCCCGAGAGCUGGCAAACAAACUGGAGGGAACCGAUGUAACCUGCUAUGCUGUUCACCCAGGGGUCGUUAACACUGAACUAUUCCGCUACAUUCCGAUCUGGCUGUGGCCAUUCUUUGUUCCGAUCUCCUGGCUCUUCUUCCGAGACCCCACUGAUGGAGCCCAGACCUCUAUCUACUGUGCCACGCAGGAGGGCAUUGAGAUGUUCAGCGGACGGUACUUUGUGGACUGCCGGGUACAAGAUCCCAGGCCCCAGGCCCGUGAUGAUGCUGUUGCCAAGAAGCUGUGGGAAGUCAGUGAGAGGAUGGUGGGUUUGGCUGCUUAGAAUGUGCUAUCCCCUGACCCGGAGAGCUAUGUAGGGACCAUAGACUGGAAUAGCAGUGGCUGCUGUAGGGGUAGGCUUAACGUGCAUUAGGACACUGAGAGGGCCUCAGACUGGCCAGAGAGAGGCAGAGCUGAAAGCGAGGCCUCAGAUACAUUAGAAGUUACAUGGUGGAAGCUUCCAUGGCAUCUAGGCUAUACUAGACGAUCCAACACUGUAAUAUGAACAUGUACCCAUCUUUUUAACAAGCAGGAUUUUCUUUACACUGCAUCUAACAAAUAAGAUUGUGAGAGCUGGGAUUACCACUCUGAAUGUAGGUGCCUUACCGUGCCCCAGUGUGUAAGGAUGAUGAUGUGGGUUCUGCUGGUGCUAUCCACGCUCUCAUUUCUCUCACCUCAAGCCCUGUUUCAUAUCCAAACAUUUUCAAUACAAUUAUAGAAAAUGCUAUCAAUUAAAACACAAUGAAAAUAACUGUUUUAAAAGGUGAAUUAAAACAUCUCCUAGAGCAU
Chelonia mydas (Green sea turtle) is the source of this 2145-nucleotide messenger RNA. RefSeq names its product dehydrogenase/reductase 13 (gene DHRS13). The coding region runs from base 494 to 1639 and encodes 381 amino acids. The transcript is spliced from 4 exons. The record is from RefSeq and is a predicted model, not a curated record. NCBI's taxonomy places the organism in Eukaryota, Metazoa, Chordata, Testudines, Cheloniidae.